AUGUUGGAGAAACGCAAGCCUGAGUUCGCAAUGAAACUCUUUUCAAACGACAAGGAGGCCUUAACAAGUUUGUACGAAAAGCUUGGUGAUCCAGAAAUGGUGAAAGAUUUAAGAGGCUUCUAUGAAGAAGGCUCGACAACCAAGUAUUGCGAUAAGGUCUUCACUAAGAUGAUGUUGCUGGAUGCUUGUUUUAUUUUGUAUCUCAUUAAUUCCGUUUUUGAUCGGAAUAUUCGAAGUACGUUCCCGCUCUAUAUGCUAAUCAAUCUUAUGUAUAUGUUGGGGUCUACGAAGCCGAAAAGAACAUGGUUAGAAUCAAUACUUUGCAUCCGAAGUGAUCAAAGAAGUGGUGAACAACGUCAGAAAUCGGAGUUAAUUGGUGGCAAGGAACCGGAUCAUCUUCUCCAUCUUCUUCAUCGUAGUCAUACAACUCGCAAUAUCUACAUAGAUCCCUUUGGUGAUCUGAAUCAAAAUUACAUCUACAAAAGCAAUAAUUUCCCCAAUGUUAACCAGCUUUUGGAUGUAGGGAUUCGUUUCAAGCCAAGUGAUCACACUAUUUCUUUAGAGCACUUUGACUUCUCUAAAGGCUGGUGUGGCUUUUCAAUUGCUGUACAACUCCCUCCAAUGGACGUGACUGGUUACACCAAGCCGAUUUUGUUAAACCUAAUAGCCUAUGAAAUGUACUCGGGUGAAGAUGACUGGGUUACAUCGUAUGUUUGUCUUCUUCAUUCUCUGAUUGGUGACCAUGAGGACGUUAAGGUUCUUACAAAAGCUGGGGUGCUUGAAAACUGGUUAGGGACUGAUAGUGAAGUCGUCGAAUUGCUUAGAGAAGGCCCUAACUAUCUGCACACCCAGUUUGCCUAUCUGCACACUUAG
Helianthus annuus (common sunflower) is the source of this 873-nucleotide messenger RNA. RefSeq lists its product as uncharacterized. The coding region runs from base 1 to 873 and encodes 290 amino acids. The transcript has 2 exons. Lineage: Eukaryota; Viridiplantae; Streptophyta; Magnoliopsida; Asterales; Asteraceae. The record is from RefSeq and is a predicted model, not a curated record.